CCCUAAGGCAAAUAUUUCUCCCCGGUUUCACCCAAAUCUCACUUCUCCGCCGAUCACGACUUACAGAGACCGGCGAAUCUCCCAUCUUCCUCAUCCUUCCGCUCGGAUCCUACCAGAAAUCAUUGAGGAAGGUAAUCCUGUUCGCCAUUCUUCCUCUUCGCUCGUAGGACGUAGGCGAUCGCGACUUUCAGUGACCACCGAAACUCCCAUCUUUCUCAUCCUUCCGCUAGGCUCCUACUAGAAAUCAUUGAGAAAGGUUUUUUAUCUCUCUCAGAACAUCACUGGUGGUAGUGCCAAGAGAUUUCUAUGGGUCUUCUAACCAUUAUCAGGAAGAUAAAGAGGAAGGAGAAGGAGAUGAGGAUUCUUAUGGUCGGACUGGACAACUCAGGCAAGACAACUAUUGUGCUCAAGAUCAAUGGUGAGGACACUAGCAUCAUUAGCCCUACUUUAGGCUUCAACAUCAAGACCAUCAAGUACCAGAAAUAUGUCUUGAACAUUUGGGAUGUUGGAGGGCAGAAAACAAUCAGAUCAUAUUGGAGAAACUACUUCGAGCAGACUGAUGGCUUGGUGUGGGUUGUAGAUAGCUCUGAUGUGAGAAGAAUGGAUGAUUGCAGAAUGGAGCUUGAAAAUCUCCUCAAAGAAGAGAGAUUAGCUGGAGCUUCUUUGUUGAUCUUGGCCAACAAGCAGGAUAUUCAAAGUGCCCUUAAGCCCUCUGAGAUUGCAAAAGUUCUAAAUCUGGAUGCUUUGGAUAGAAGCCGGCAUUGGAAUAUUAUUGGCUGCAGUGCUUACAGUGGUGGAGGUUUGUUCCAGGGGUUUGAUUGGCUCGUUCAGGACAUUGCUUCCCGGAUUUAUGUGAUCGACUGAUCUGGUUAUUUCUUUACCCCAAACCCUAAACAGUGACUGCUGUUUGGUUGCAGAUAAGAUAGAUGAAUAUGUUUUCUACAGUGCGUGUUUUUUAGGAAAAAAAACAAUAAACAAAAACACGAAGUUAUGAAUGAAACUAUAACAAAUAAAUAAUUUCGCAGUACGUUUGUUUG
This is a messenger RNA of Phalaenopsis equestris, 1037 nucleotides long. Its product is annotated as ADP-ribosylation factor-like protein 2. The transcript is spliced from 6 exons. Gene Ontology annotation, biological process: protein folding. Bases 307 to 864 code for a protein of 185 amino acids. Gene Ontology annotation, cellular component: microtubule cytoskeleton; cytoplasm. The record is from RefSeq and is a predicted model, not a curated record. Gene Ontology annotation, molecular function: GTPase activity; GTP binding. NCBI's taxonomy places the organism in Eukaryota, Viridiplantae, Streptophyta, Magnoliopsida, Asparagales, Orchidaceae.